CCACGUCCCAGCAACUCGCGCAUCCGGGGUUGCGAUUCGAGAGGCCGAGAGGGUAGCGCACCGUUGACGCCUGGUGGGGAACAUGAGCGGCUCGAGUGGGGCGGCAGCAGGGGUGGGGGAUGUUUGACUACCAGCGAGCGACUCGGUUGUCACUUAGUAUUGGGUUAGGUCAGCCCGAGGUUUACAUCGUUCGUUAAUAGUUAUCGGUCGUCCGUAUGAUCGUAGCACGAUUUUUGCUCGUUCGUCCAGUUAUAUUUUAGAGUAGUAAUCAACUGAGAACGCGAUAUCCUCGUGAUAUACUUGAACAGUACGUCGGAUACCUCACUCGUGAUCGACGUACCGGGGUACGUCGGAUGUUCACUUGUGCUGAUUUUUAUCAAAUUUCUCUCGGGUGCAUCCUACCACGGGGAAACAAACGAGAACGACUGACGGUGACGUUCGUUUUUUAAUCACGCAGCCAUUGGUGCAGUUUCGCGUCGCGGCAGCGCGCCUCCGUUUCUGCAUCUCGCCGCGAGUGAUGAUCACGUUGUGCUCCAGAAGAGGACCGGGCGAAAUGUCAAAGUGAGAAACAACUGGAAACAACCGUAUGGACUACCGUAGCAUGGCACUGUCUUGUAUGCGCGAAGUGCAGAUUUACAAAGGAUUCCUGAUCAGUCGGUACCUGGGCAUGAUGCAAGAUCCUGAGAAGAGCACUCAACUUGACAGCGCGUCGCAGAGGAUGUUUUCUAUGUUCGACCCGACAGCAACAUUACCACUGACCCAGGAGCAGCUGUUCGUUGCUAAUCAAAGGAUGAGCAUGGCUCUGCUAACAGCCACGAGAUUUCCUGUAUUAAACGCGAGCAUUGCCGCUCCGUCGCUCUAUGCGUCUCCGCAGGAUCUCUUCGGGAGUUGGAUACCACGAAUCGCAUCCUCGCCGCCUUCCUCUCUUCGCCCACCGUCAGAAGUAUCGCCGGCCCCCAAUAUGAAGACCUCGUCUCGACGCAAUAACAAUAACAAUAACAACAACAAUAAUAACAAUAAUGAUAACAGUGACAACAACAAUAUGAACGAUGACGAUAGAAUCGUCAGGAGGGGUCGCGCCGCGAAAAGGAAACCCACUAAAUUGAAAGUGGAGGCUGCGGCAGAAGGUGCGGAUCCGGUCAGUCCUUCCGUCAGUCCUGAGACGACGAAGGAUGGCAAAGAUAAAGUCUUCACUUGUGGAGUAUGCCAGAGAUCUUUCGGGUACAAGCAUGUGCUCCAGAAUCACGAACGCACGCAUACGGGCGAAAAACCUUUCCAAUGCCAGGAAUGUCAGAAAAGAUUUACCCGGGACCAUCACCUGAAGACGCACAUGCGGCUUCAUACGGGCGAAAAACCUUAUAAAUGCAAAUUUUGCGAACGAAAGUUCGUCCAGGUAGCGAAUCUCCGCCGUCACCUACGUGUACACACGGGCGAGCGUCCGUACGCUUGCGACAUGUGCACGUCCAGGUUCAGCGACUCGAAUCAGCUGAAGGCGCAUAUGCUGAUACACAACAACGAGAAGCCGUUCGAGUGCGAGAUAUGUCAAAUGCGUUUCAGAAGGCGGCACCAUUUGCAGCAGCACAGGUGCAGUAAUGGCGCGGUGCAAGAGUCGCCACCGGAGGCCGAGUCACCCCCGUCAUUAAACAGUGACGAGCUCGACUCGGAGGAAUACGUCGAUGUUGACGCUGAUGUUGACAUUGUCGCAGAGCAGGCGCCGGAAGAAGAACCGCUCAACAGAUACAUCACACCGAUCAACAGAUUAUCUCGCCAUCUUCGAAUUAACCCCGAGCGAAACGGCCCUGUAUACCCGGCCUCGAUGGCGCUGAAUCCUCCCCCAGGUGUUUUGCCAAUGCAAACGGAACCUGAGGACUUAUCGAUGAACAAGUCAUCCUCGCGGGGAUCGCACUCUGGGGGCAGCGAUAAUUCGUCGCUGAACGCCGACGUCAGCGAGACUAAUCCGGAAGAGGAUGACAGCUCCUAGUAAAGUCUCGCCGGUACGUAAAGAAAACUGCGUGAACAAUGCUCUUACUGUGCCAUCCUUGACAUCAUCGGGCAAUAUAAUAAGAGUUAUUUACGCGGUAUUCUCUUGUAUAAGGCUUCAUUGUCUCGCGUAAUAGAUCUUGAUUAUGGGUUACGGAAGGGACGAUCACGCUCGAAGCGCUCGCGAAGAAGCGCGUUCCGCGAAGUCUUUGUCGUGUACAUAGUUUCGGAAGAAGGGCAUGUGUGUCCUCGUGAGUGGUACGCGCCGUUGCGUUAACGAGAGGAGAGAAUAUAGCUGUUCGGAUUGGAUAUACUGGUAUACAAGUUCCUCUGACAGUAAAAAAUAGCGGGGGAAGAGUGACGACAGUCCAUCAGUACACUGUCGCCGUCGUGAGUUUCACGGUAUCUAUGGUUUAUACUACAUCACUCGUUGUUACAUUUUUUUCCUCGCCCUUCGUGAUUAUCCGGAGAUUAUUGGCCUUUGCUAUCUCGAUCGAACGCGGUUGGAUCUUUCAAUUAGUCGAAACGAUUUGACAUUCGCGUGUCCGAGACGUUCCAUGUAUUUGCGAGAAACGAUUUUAAAGUGCGUGACAUCCUUUAUUUUUACGUUGACAGGCGAUUGUUUGAAUCGUCAAAAUCAAACGACGUUCAU
This is a messenger RNA of Acromyrmex echinatior (Panamanian leafcutter ant), 2632 nucleotides long. RefSeq names its product krueppel (gene Kr). Gene Ontology annotation, cellular component: nucleus. Lineage: Eukaryota; Metazoa; Arthropoda; Insecta; Hymenoptera; Formicidae. Gene Ontology annotation, biological process: regulation of transcription by RNA polymerase II. The record is from RefSeq and is a predicted model, not a curated record. Gene Ontology annotation, molecular function: DNA-binding transcription factor activity, RNA polymerase II-specific.